UCAGCUUCGGAGCGGUAGAGGGAAGAGCUAUGUCCGCUAUGUGUUAGAAAGUUCAUUCAGUCUCACCGCUCCAUGAAGCCGGUACAAAUCUGCAGUUUUAUGACAUUGGUAUUGGGCUCUACAUGUGUCCAUCCAUUUCUUAAUCUUUUAAUAUUAUCCUCCAGUCCAUUGUUUUGGGGGAUUUAUUUUCGAUAAGAAACGGAUCGGUUUCGUGUGCCUGUGGAAAACCGGAGCGAUCGAAAAAAGUUUCGCCCUGUCUCGCGGAAGGAAUGAAUAAAUGUUCAGAGACGAAAAUCCGCGUGAGUUAACGAACACAAUGGAAUGCAAAGAUCUUGACACACAGCCGGCAAUAAAUCAGUUGACACCCUCAGAAACACAUCCCCCUGCUGUUCCAGAGGACAAUCCCAACGAUCCCAGCACAGAGGAAGUCAGCACCCCCUCAAAAACAGUAUCAGGUAUUAAAGCCAGCACACCUAAAAAGGUGGACAUUGAAAGGAAGUCAACAAUGCCAACACAGCCAGACGUCAUUACAAAGUCCCCUGCAACACCCACUCCAAAAUCAAGUGGGAGCCCUCAAUCCAAGAAAGAUGGGAUGAAUUUGGAAGACAGGCUGAAACAGGCAAAAGAGAGGAGGGAAGAGAAGGCCAAAUAUCUUGAACAGCAUAGCCAGACUCUAGCUGCUAAGAAGUCUGAGUGGCUGGAGAAAGAGGAGCGGGCACAGCAGGUGCGGGAACAGCAGCUGGAGGAGCGAAGGAAGAAACUGGAGGAGCAGCGGCUGAAGGCCGAGAGACGCCGUGCAGAGCUGGAGGAGAGACAGAGACAGAAACUGGAGAAGAACAAGGAGCGGUACGAGGCUGCCAUCCAGAGGUCCGCUAAGAAGACGUGGGCUGAGAUUCGUCAACAGAGGUGGUCCUGGGCUGGAGGUUUAAGUGGCAGCUCCAGCCAAAGCCAGAGCAGAUGCUCAAUAUCAGCGGUCAACCUGCCCAAACAUGUGGACUCGGUCAUAAACAAGAGACUCUCCAAGUCCUCUGCCACUCUCUGGAACUCCCCUAGCAGAACCCGGAGCAUGCAGUUGAGUCCAUGGGAGAGCAGCAUUGUUGACAGACUCACGACACCCACUCUGUCCUUCCUGGCUCGUAGUCGUAGUGCUGCCUGCGUGCUGAGCAACGGCAGAGAUGCCCAGUCUCCAUUGUGCCCACGCUCAGCUUCUGCCAGCCCACUCACAGUGAAUGCUCAUCGGCCACAUCACCACUGCUCUGACCGCUGGAGGGUCACCACCAGCACGCCCAAUAUCGCCCAGCGGAGACGAGACUCCACACCUAUGAAAGAUAAGAAAGACAAGGAAAGAGAAAAUGAAAAGGAGAAGAGUGCAAUCACCAAAGGCAAGGUGCUGAAGAAGAGACAGUCCAUGCCAUCAAUGAAAACCAGAACAGAGUCCAGCCCAAGUCCUGUGUCCAAAGUGCGAGCCCCUUCUGUCACUCCAAAAGGCCGUGCAUCCUCCCCCAGUCCCGCAGUGUCUCCCAAACCCCCAUCAGCCCGAGCGAGCCCCAGCACUCCUAAAGCCCGACCCAAGAGGGCCAGAACGCCUGCCCGCGUGGAGGCUCGUACAGCCUCGCCCAUCACCAUGGAAAGAGUUAGAGAGACCCGCAGGCCGGCUACGCCCGAAGAGCCAACGACUUCGUCUCCUGUCCCCUCCAUUGCUGUGUCAUCUUUUCCAGACACGCCCCCAGUUGCAACUGCGCCAAUCCUGUUGGCUUUCACACCCUCUGCCCCUGAGGAGUCCCCUCUUGUCCCUGCCCUCCCACAGGUUACCUCUCCAGCUCCCUCUCCAGUCAAGCCCAUGGCUGGAACCAAUGACCCGGAGGAGGCCUCUCGCAUACUGGCCGAAAAGAGACGACUGGCCCGUGAACAGAGAGAAAGAGAAGAGCAAGAACGGAGAGAACAACAGGAGAGAGAGAGGCUCCAGCAUGAGGUGAGGCUAGCACAGGAGGUUGAGGAGAGGAGGCACAGAGAGGAGGAGGCGCAGCUCAUGGCUGAGCAGGAGAGAUUGAGGGAGAAGGCCCAGCGCCUGCAGGAGGAGGAGGAGGCGCAAGAAAGAGCCAAAAUCGAACAGGAAGAGAACGACCGUCUUCAGAAACAGAAAGAGGUGGCCGAUGCAAAGGCUCGGGAGGAGGCUGAGAGACAACGCCUGGAAAGGGAAAAACAUUUCCAGAAGGAGGAACAAGAGAGGCUGGAGAGAAAGAAGCGUCUGGAGGAGAUUAUGAAGAGAACACGCAAAACAGAUGCAGGAGAAAAGAAAGACACAAAAUCUCCUUCAUCUGAAGUCAAUGGCAAAGAUUCCACAACAGAUUUAGAGAUAAAUAAAGCAUCCGCUGACUACCAGCCAAGCACGCUUAUGAAACAAGAUGGCCAGUUUCAAAGUGGUGUGAAGGAAAGUUUGUCAUUACUUGAGAUGAAUUGUGUACAGUCUACCAAACAUGAGAAUGGCCGGUCAGCCAAAGGGGAGGGUCACUUUGAAGAAAUCAUCCAACUGGCCAAUCACAGCAGUGGGCGGGAGAGGUCAGAGACUGACAUGCCUGAUGAGCCAAUCAUGGCCUUUGAGAGUGGGGAAUCAUUCCUUAAGAAAAUGGGCCCAAUUAAACCUCAGAAUGUGGCAGAAGUCCUCUGAGGUUCUGUACUGUUGGAUAAAGAAUUAAACCUGUGAGUCCCUGGUUGGUGUCUAACUGAAGGACCUGAUUGAAAGAAGCACAGCAUGAACAGACCUGUGCCAAACCCAAAAACUGACUUCUGUUUAGACUGUACAGAGCAACCCCACUAUCAAAGCUUCUCUUAUGGCAAAUAAUGGAAAUUACAAGGAAGCUACACAAUCGAGCUGAACAAAACAAGUCCCACCAACGUGCAUCAGACUCACCAUUCAACAAGUCUCUACUCAGUAUGACCUCACACUUUGUGGUGGUCCAAUUCAUGCCUUCUAUUCUGACCACCACAAUACAACAAUUAAAAAAAGGCUUGUGACAAACAUUAUUGAUCCUUGUUAUGAUUCAUGCUAUUAUGGGUUGAACGCAAAAGUGCUUUGGAUGUUUUUUUGUUUUAAUGUUUAGUUAUUUAACUCGAAGAGAAUUGUAACUACUGGGUACAGUUAUAUGUGAAUAAUGUAAAUUGGACAAUGGAAGGAGACGAUCUGUGGAAUAAAACAGAAUGAAAAGGGAGUGCUGUGUCUGAACUCCACUGUUUCAAAGACCUCCUCUUUUUAUGUUCGUGAUGAUGAGACGUUUUAAUUUUCAUGUUGCCUCGCAGUGAGAACAUUUCAAUGCCAUAGUGUUGCACCAGAUACAGACACGUAUAUCUUGUGCGAGAUCACUUAAAAGGCAACAGGGACAUUGCACAAAUGUUCGGUGUGUGUUUGAGUGAUUAAAUAGUAAUAUUAAUAUCUAAUUAAUAAUAUGCAAAAGAGACUAAUCAUCAUAAUUCAUGCUAAUGAGACAACUGACCUUAAAUUGAAUUUGAUUAUUACUGCUGCAACUGCAAUUUAAAGUUUAAAGUCUGGCUAUUUAUUCUGUCUUAUACAAAAUAUUUGCUAAUACUGAGUGUAAGUGCAAAAUUUUUUAGUUGUGUGUCAGAGGCAUAAUAGUACUUUUCUGAGUCUAUUAAACUAAAGUUACCAAAUAGAACCUUAUUAUAAUGUGUUUGCAAUUAUUCUAAAGUCUGAUCAAGUAGCAUUUCUCCAUUCACCAAUAAUUUUUCAAAGCUAACAGAAAGUGUGUUGUACAGAAAAGAAAUAUGUAGAAUAUGUAUUUUUAUGAUGGGAGGACAGAAAUUGUUUUUAUUUAAAAAAAUGUAAUUCAGUGUAUGAUUUUUUUUAUGACAUUGGCAAAUUAUUUACUGUACCAAUCUGCAUGAAACUGGAAUGAUCUGUUUUAUAGAUGUAAUGUAAAUCCUUUUGGGAAAACUAACCAGCUCCAAGAUGACUCAGCAUUAUAUUCAUGCUUUUCCAGAAGGCCAGCAAGCCAUGAGUUACAUGCCUAUUCCCGACUUCCUGCCAAGCAUACAUCCCUUUUGACAUUUGUGCACAUCCUCCAGAGCUUUUGCCAUCUGUAUACUGCGGCAUAUACCACUAGGAUGUAUGCCUAUUCUCUUCUGCCUCUCCCCAGAACAUGCUUAACUGCUCACAUCUCACUAAAUGACUUGUAAUAUCAAAUACCGUGGUUACCCUUCUCUUUAUACUCCAAUUUUUAUGUUAAGAAGAGGAUAUUGUUGGCACUCCACCAAAAUGGCUUUCACAGAUGUGACUGCCAUACUUGACUGACUUGACUGAGGUCAAAUUCAAAUUUUCAUUUUUACGUCUUAAAGAGGGAAUCCCUUCAUUCUAUGUACAGUACAAAUUCACAAGUAUAAUACUUAAAUGGAUAGUUCACCCAAAAAUGUACAUUCUGUCAUUUACUCACCCUCAUGUUGUACCAAACCCAUACAGCUCUUUCCUCUGUGGAACACAAAAGCUGUUAAGAAAAUGUCAGCCUCAGACACCAUUCACUCGUUGUAUGGAAUAAAGAUGCAAGGAAAGGGAAAUAAUGCUAUUUUGCAUGUUGAGGUCUGUAAGAUGUAGACAUGAUAUAAGACAGCAUGUGUCAGAGGUUACUAUUUAUUAAAGUGAUCGU
Molecule: messenger RNA, 4655 nt
Organism: Xyrauchen texanus (razorback sucker)
Lineage: Eukaryota; Metazoa; Chordata; Actinopteri; Cypriniformes; Catostomidae
Product: MAP7 domain-containing protein 1-like
Exons: 19
Coding region: 278-2668 (796 amino acids)
Biological process (GO): microtubule cytoskeleton organization
Cellular component (GO): microtubule cytoskeleton
Source: RefSeq, a predicted model, not a curated record